Grosmannia clavigera kw1407 is the source of this 1599-nucleotide messenger RNA. RefSeq names its product DNA polymerase delta subunit. The transcript has 4 exons. Gene Ontology annotation, biological process: DNA replication; DNA strand elongation involved in DNA replication. The record is from RefSeq and is a predicted model, not a curated record. Gene Ontology annotation, cellular component: delta DNA polymerase complex. Gene Ontology annotation, molecular function: DNA binding. NCBI's taxonomy places the organism in Eukaryota, Fungi, Ascomycota, Sordariomycetes, Ophiostomatales, Ophiostomataceae. Bases 1 to 1599 code for a protein of 532 amino acids.
AUGGUCACCCUGGAAGAAGCCAACCGCCUGCUGUCGAAGCCGUUCGACGACAGCAAUGAUCUGCCCGAUCGCUCCCAGUCGGCCUACCGGUCGCUACAACGGUUCCGCCUCGCGUCCGACCGCCCGUACCAGCAGCAGUUUGGCGACAUGUACUUUCUGCGGCUGGCCAAGAUCAAGCCGGCGGUCGAGAAGGUGGCGGUCGAGGCUUUUGGCGAUGUCAUCGUGGCCGGCGAGCCGCCAAAGCAGGUCGACCGCGUGCUUGAUGUGCGCCAGGGCGAGUUCUGCUGGGUUGCCGGGACGGUCUACAUGGACAUGCCGUUCAAGCCUAGCAUUUUAGAUGAUGUGUCGAAGGACAGGCUUCUAUCACUCCCACCCGAUGUCAAAAAGUAUAUACCCGAGGACGGUGACGAUGACCUGCUGGCCGAGGGCCGUGGCAGCGUCUCCGUCAUGCUGGAGGACGAGUCGGGCCGCAUCCGGCUGGUGGGCAAGGCGUUGCGUUCCGUGCUGCUGGUCACGGGCUGUAUCGCUGCUGUCAUGGGCACGGAGAACGAGAACGGCGAGCUGGAGGUGCUGGACAUUGUGUUUCCCGACCUGCCGCCCCAGCCGGCCCGCUGGGAGCUCUCGGGACCACCGACGGGCGACGAAGCCGAGAAGCAGCCGCCUACAAAGCGAGUCAAGGUCGAGGAGGAGGACGAUGAUGACGAUUUGGACAUGGACGACGACGGACACACAGACCACAAGCAGACACAGCGCAGCAGCAGCAGCAGCGGCAACAAGAUUGCCAUCGUGUCGGGCCUGCGUUUUUCGGGACCCCAUGGUGCAGCUGCGGUCGAGACAGCCCUGCUGCUAGAGUAUCUCCUAGGCGAGGCGUUGUCACCAGCAUCACAGCGUGCGGCUGCACGCAUUAGCCGGUUGAUCGUGGCGGGCAACUCGAUCGUGGCGGCGCCAGUGGCAGCAGCGGCCGGCGAGCGGCAGCCGACGAAAAAGUACGGCUACGACAGCAGCACCUACGACCCAGUGCCGAGCGCGAUGUUGGACGAGUUUCUGGCCCAGCUGCUGCCAUCGAUGCCGGUAACACUGAUGCCCGGUCCCGACGACCCGUCCAACGCGAGCAUCCCGCAGCAGCCCGUGCACGCGGCCAUGUUUCCGCAGGCGCGUGCCUUUUCGACCGCCAACGAGACGGCGGCCGAACCGGGCUCGCUGGAUGCGGUGACGAACCCGUGGGAGGGCGAGGUGGCCGGCUGGCGCAUCCUCGGGACCAGCGGCCAGACCCUGGACGACAUGCAGCGAUACGUGCAGAGCAGCGACCGGCUGGGCAUGAUGGAGGCCACGUGCCGGUGGCGCUGCUGUGCACCGACAGCUCCAGACACGUUGUGGAGCUAUCCGUUCCAGGAGGACGAUCCGUUUGUCAUGGACGCCUGCCCACACGUGUACUUUGCGGGCUCGCAGCCCGAGUUUGGUACGCGGCUGAUCUCAGGUCCUGAUGGCCAGGAGGUGCGGCUCGUGGCUGUGCCGUCCUUUAGCGAGUCGCCUGAGAUUGCGCUAGUGGACACGGACACGCUGGAGGUCACGCGGGUCAAGAUUGGACGGUCAGAAUAG